AUUUCCUCUCUCUGUCGGUAGUCCAAGAAGGAGGAAAAACCAGCUCUAACUCCAUUGUUGAGCCAAGAAAGGAGAAGGAGAAACAAGAAGAAGUAUCAAGGUUUCCAAAUCUUAAGCUCAAAAACGCAGCAGCCACUUUAAGGAACAUCCGGAAGGUAUCGUAGAGAGGGUUUGGCGUUGGAAUAUUGAAUUUAUAAAUAUUCAUCAUCAUGAAUCAUCAAAUUGAUCAUAUGACAUAAUGUGCCAUAUCAUGAACAUUAUUAUACACUUUGCGGACGUAUAUAUAUGUAUAUGUAUAUGUCUGUUAAUUAUUCUACAAUUCUAGCGUGGUACCACUCAGCGGUUUUGCUAAGCGUGUAGUUUGUAUUUUUUCGUUGACUACACGUAGGUAACAAGAAGACAAUGAUGGAACCAUUCCCGGAGGGCAUUGAGUCAGCGGAGAUGCAAGGAUGGCAGGCAAAUGUUUGGUCAUCAGAUAUUAAACGUGUCAUGAUUUGAUUAUUAUUGUACUUCCGCAUUACUCUGAAAAUAUUUUUAAAUGGGUCGCGAUCCAGAGUCUGUAAAUUUAAUAUUUAUAAGAAAUUAUCAUAUUCAAAUGUCAAGCGAAAUUUUUAUUUAACUCUCGUUUCACCUUAAUUCGUGUAAUUCCGGGUUAUACGGAUUGGGGUGUUACAGUAUUUUCCGAAGAUAAUCCUCGCUUGGCGAGAAAGGCUAUUUGUGAUGAUCUUGCAGGUACCCCGUUCAUGAAAUCAGGGAGAACCAUGCAAACAGCGCUGUCCAGGAGACCAAACAGCGCUGUUGAGGAAACACCGUCAACCAGAAAGUCUGCCAACAGCGCUGUACAAGACCUCAACAGCGCUGUCCCAGGGACCUUCUACUCCAAUCUCCGCCGGGACGGGGACACCAUUCGCAGUAGCAUCAAUCUCUACGACAUAGAGAUUGAUCUGGCUACCUUCGCUCGGGUCGCAGGGCUGCCCACCCGCGGUGACGACAUAACAACAUAUGGCGGCGAUGAUUGGAUCCUCAACAACGAGGCGGUGGUCAUCCGAGAGCUUGGGAUCACCAACCUCAUCCGUCACAGCGGCGCACCAACAAUCCACUCAGCCCCGCUGGAGAAGCGUCUUCUUCUCUACAUCCUCACCCGGAUUCUUCGCCCUCGGGAUGGUAGCCACACAUGUCUCUUCAACGAGGAUCUCAAGGCGGUUCAUGCUAUCACCCACGGCACCUCGAUCAAUUGGGCAAAAUACGUCAUGAUUCACAUGGCGGAUUGCGCCUCCAUUGCCACUGAGCGGAGCUUGCCAUACGCCUUCCUCGUCAUGGACCUCAUCAUCUCCGCCGACAUCUCCAUCGCCGGCCCGGAUACGAAGAUGACAAAGAUUUGGAUCAUCCAAGACAGCACCUUCCGAAAGAAGUCCGGUGACGGAACCGGCGCUGGACCGAGUCGUGCCCGUGCCCCUGCCCCUGCCUCCGCUCCCGCCAAGGCGUCCUUACAGUCCAUAGCCGAUACUCUGAAUCGGCUAACCCUCACAGUGGAUGGCAUGGGGCAGUCAAUCGAGCAGAUGGACUGGACGCUGCAACGCCAACACCAUGACAUGACGGCGUUCUUCCGCAGCAUCAACUACGUCCCGCCGCCCUUUGACAGCACCUUCCUCGGCCAAAACUAUGAAGGCGAGGACGAGGAGGAUAACUCCUAUGCUCUAUCCUCCUCCCCCGACGAGGCCGACUUUGAGGACGCGGUCGACGGGGAUCCCAUGGACGUUGAGGACGACGAAGAAGACGAUGACGCCGAGGACGAGGACGCCGCUGCCUAAAUUCUUCUUUCUUUUCCUUCCUUCCUAUGAUUGUUUUUUUAUUAUUAUUUCCAUUCCGUUGUAUUCCGCAUUUUCUCCUUUUUUCAUGAAUAAAAGUUUACUUUUAUACUCCAAAGUUCACUUUUAAUUCUUUUUCUUAAUGUCAAAAGGGGGAAGAUAUCAAGGUUAUGCAUAAAUUGAGGGGGAAUUA
Cuscuta campestris is the source of this 2001-nucleotide messenger RNA. The record is from the annotation of a GenBank genome assembly. Lineage: Eukaryota; Viridiplantae; Streptophyta; Magnoliopsida; Solanales; Convolvulaceae.